GUCUAAUAAAAGUAAUAUAGUAAACAAACAAAACACAAUUUUUAUUUCUUGAUAUUUAGAUGCUGUGUUUCAGUUUCAAGAGCAGUUUUUGUUCUCUCCUUCGUGAGAAAAGACAAUGCUGGAAAACAAUGAAAGCCACAGUUGUGUAUAUGGGAUAGUAUUGUUUAACAUGUUUUUAAGCAAAUCCAUGACCCAAAGGUCUUUACUGGAAUAAUACUAAUCUCUACAACACAUCUCCUUGUAUACAAACUACAGGCAAAUAACCAGGCUGCAGGUCCAACGUUUCCUAUGUUUCUUUACGUAAACAUUUCCGGGCAGAAAAAAAAUAUACUCGUUUGCAGCUUGUGUGACCUUGAUUACAGAUAAACUUUUCAAUUCUUUGAUUAGUUGUCAAUGCUCUUAAGCAGAACACUGCAGAAUUGUACAUUAAUCAAAAAUCGUCUUUUUCUGACUUUAACGCCAGAGACUAAACGGUUCGUGUUAGAGGCAGGUGGGAUCUCUUUGAUUUUUUAUGAAUGCAGAUGAAAAUCUCUCCCGCCCACCAGGUUAUUUGCAUCCACAGACACCUGUAUUUUAGGCCUGCAGAACAUGAGCUGACUCACAGACAGCCCCGCAGUUCAACAAUGGAGGGCCCUCAACCAGGCGAGAGUCCAGACAAUGAAUACAUGGCGAUGGAUUCUGACCCGUGGGAAGACCAAGAUGACACUUAUGAAAACGGAGACACUCUUGACAUUGGUAUAAGACAAAGAGAGGUUGUGCCAGUGCCAGGAGGAGCCACUCAGCUGACUAACAGGGCCUCCCGGCAAACUAAUGACACUCCCAACCGUCCACAGAUCAACAGUCUGCCUCUCCCUAGCAGGUACAUGACUUUAAGAUGGCCUCUACCGAAUGGAAACAUAGCAUCGGCGAAAACAGAGCAAUUAGCCUUCUUGCAGAGAACCAUGGUGGGGCUGGUCUUGCUGUGCCUACUGUUGCUUGUAGUAGUGCUUGGUCUGAGCUUUGCUUGUGACAUACUCACAAGACUCCACAAACGGUCACUAGAGAAACAGCUUGAAGGAAUCGGCUUGCGGUGUGGACCAAGAUACUACAUUUCUAAUGAUGAGAACCGAACCUUUGAUUCAGAGCUGUAUGUCUUAAACUGUGAAAUGUUUAAGAGUUACAUGAGUCGAGAAUCGUUCGUUCUUCACUUGCAAAACGGCUCAUGUAAUAACUCAUGGAAGUGCGAGUGUUGAUUUAUGGCCGAUGGAGAACAGGAUUCCACCCCUCUCUGUAUAUGCUUUGUAUUCAAAAUAACACUGAUCAAUAUCAUAUAGCUACGACAUUCUCUACAUGAUAAAAUAUAUUGACAUUUUGUAAUUUAAGAAGAAUAGAUUAUGUUUAUUGUGUUGUUCAUUUUAAUAUUGUAUUUUUAUACUUGUGUAAACACACACAUGUUGUCAUGUGUUGUCUUGAGUUAAAAAAAAACACGUUUCCAAUGCUAUUUCCUAUGCACAAAAGUGUGAAACAUAAACUAACUAAUUACAGUUAUCUAAUCAAAAUGUUAUCAAAACAAAAAUGACCACUUUUCCUUCUCAUUAAACUGAAUGUAAGGCAUUUUAACUUUUAAGCUUUUUAUAAAGUAACACAAGAAACAGGUUAGUUGGAUUAACUCUACAGGUUUAAGUUGAAGUCACCCUGGUAACCGAAAUGCUAACCAUAGCUUACCAAAUGAAACAUUAAAACAAAAUUAACUUAACAAAAACUAAUUAGGGGUGCUUUCUUAGUUUUCAAAACCUGACUCUCCAUGUUUAUUACAAUUGAAAAUAUUUUCAUAAAUACAAACUUGUAUAUAUUUUUUUAAUAUAACUAAAUGGCAUAGCUCAGCAGAAGGUUGGGCUGCCUGUUAGAGAAAACAGAAAAAAUCUGGUCACCCCAUCACUCUGACUUUCUGAACAUAAAAGGUAUGAUGGAAAAAUUUGUGUUUUUGAAUCUGUAACUAUUUAUCUCUCAGUAUACCUUGUUAUACUGAGGUAUACCGUGAAAAAAGAUAGGAGAUUGAGAAACAUAUGAUCAUAGAGCUAAGCAAUAUAGAGAUAUUUGUUGUUUUGUAAAAUAAAAACAAAACAAGUCUUGUAUUUAUUCCUGUCCGAUGCUUUGUGAGCUGAAUAUAAAGUACCGUAUAUAGAACAAAAUGUUGUGUUUUACUCUUUUAUUUAAAAAAAUAUAGCAAUCCUGAUUAUAUUUAAAAACAAGGUUACAAAAGUACAAUUAAAUCACAAUUAUACAUCACUAAGACAAAGAUAGAAACUAAACAAAUCUGAAUCUUCCCUUCCUGAGUCACAACUGAGAGACGUAUUGAAUUUCUUGCUGAUAUUAGAGAAUUGUAUCUAGAUUUAUCCAACUUUUUGAAUGUCAAUCUUAUAAAUGUAUUCUGAUAUCAAAAUAAAAAUAAGUACACCCACAA
This is a messenger RNA of Xiphophorus hellerii (green swordtail), 2443 nucleotides long. RefSeq lists its product as uncharacterized. Lineage: Eukaryota; Metazoa; Chordata; Actinopteri; Cyprinodontiformes; Poeciliidae. Bases 516 to 1232 code for a protein of 238 amino acids. The transcript is spliced from 5 exons. The record is from RefSeq and is a predicted model, not a curated record.